Echinops telfairi (small Madagascar hedgehog) is the source of this 649-nucleotide messenger RNA. It is a transcript of the gene FABP5, whose product is annotated as fatty acid binding protein 5. Gene Ontology annotation, molecular function: fatty acid binding. The coding region runs from base 56 to 463 and encodes 135 amino acids. The transcript has 4 exons. NCBI's taxonomy places the organism in Eukaryota, Metazoa, Chordata, Mammalia, Afrosoricida, Tenrecidae. Gene Ontology annotation, biological process: fatty acid transport. The record is from RefSeq and is a predicted model, not a curated record. Gene Ontology annotation, cellular component: cytosol; nucleus.
UCGCCCGCCACGCUCUCUUCUACCUUCUCCGCUCGCCUGCUCGUCCUCGCCCACCAUGGCCACCCUUGAGCAGUUCGUGGGAAGAUGGCGCCUGGUAGACAGCAAAGGCUUUGAUGAAUACAUGAAGGAACUAGGAGUGGGAAUGGCUCUUCGAAAAAUGGGCGCAAUGGCCAAGCCCGACUGUAUCAUCACUUGUGAUGGCAAAACCCUCACCGUGAAAACGGAGAGCACUUUGAAAACCACACAGUUUUCUUGUAACUUGGGAGAAAAGUUUGAAGAAACCACAGCUGAUGGCAGAAAAACUCAGACUGUCUGCGACUUCGCAGAUGGUGCCUUGGUCCAACACCAGGAUUGGGAUGGGAAGCAGAGCACAAUAACAAGAAAACUGGAGAAUGGAAAAUUAGUGGUGGAAUGCGUUAUGAACAAUGUCACCUGUACUCGGACCUACGAAAAAGUAGAAUAAAAAUUCCAUCAUCCCUUGGACAAGAAUUAGCUGUGAGAAGGAACAAGCUCAGUUCAAUGAGCAAAUCUCUGUACUGCUUUGUUGUUGUUGUUUUAUUAUAUUCCAUUACUUCGAUCACACACAUUUCAAAGUGUUGAUUUGAUUAGGAUCAUCCCUUUGAUGAAUAAAUGAAUGUGUUUGUGCUAA